AUCACCCGGCUCCUUGCGCUUGGUCACUUCCGUCAACACACUCGUCGAGCAACAAAACAAAAACAACAAAAGUCAUGUCGCAGCCGCCAGCAUACUCGCAGUACCCCCAGCAAGGCUACCCAAGCUACCCGCAGCAGGGCGGCGGCUACCCUCAACAGGGCUACCCGAGCUAUCCUCAGCAGGCGCAGCAGGGCUACCCGCCACAACAAGGCUAUCCCCCGCACCAGAACAGCUACGGCGGCCAGCCACAGCCCGGGUACGGCUACGGGUACCAGCAGCCCGGCUACCCGACCACCACAAACUCAACCACCUACGUCGUGCAGCAGCCACAGCCACAGCAGCAGGUCGUCUAUGUCACUGACAAUGGCGCCGCGCAACGCCAACGCGAGGAGGACUGCUGCCUCAUGAGCAUGUGCGCCCUCUUGUGCUGCUGCUGCGCGUUCAACUAAAGAGGCGUCCAUUCGUCCGUCCGUCUGUCUGUCUGUCUGUCUGAGCGUUGAUGUUCAGUUGUGCACUGUUUUUGUUGCUUGGUUUAUUGGAUAGGUUGCGUGUUCAUGUUGUAUUGUUCGUAUGCCGGUCAUGUUUUCCUUGCUUUUGGGUGGCCCUCUGCUGCUCUCGUUCGUUUCAUCCUAUUGUUUGCUCUGUUUGUUAAUGCAAUUCGAUUUUUCUUUUUUUUU
This is a messenger RNA of Capsaspora owczarzaki ATCC 30864, 677 nucleotides long. RefSeq lists its product as hypothetical. The transcript has a single exon. The record is from RefSeq and is a predicted model, not a curated record. The coding region runs from base 75 to 449 and encodes 124 amino acids. Lineage: Eukaryota; Filasterea; Ministeriida; Capsasporidae.